CAUUAUGAUGAAACAGACUCGGUUUUUGAGAUGAACCGGGAACCGUCACCCCCGCAGAAUGGUUCCAACCGGCGCCAUGUGAUGACAUUCGUGUUCGAGCGGGUGUUUUUCGAAGUUCUACUGGCGGAAAGAAAACAAACAAACAACCAGACAGGUUUGUUUGGAAGGACAAGCCGAGUGUGCGGUUUUACUGUGAGUCCAGCAGCAGCAGGUAUUAUGUCCUCGGCGGGGAGAUGAACUGGGAUCAACUGGAGCUCAGUCCGAGGAUCUUAGCCGCCGUGAGGAGAGCUAAACUGAAGUCUGUCAAGGAGGUGUUGUGUCUUUCGAGUCUGGACCUGCAGACACUCACUGGUCUGUCCCUGUCUGACGUCCAGCAGCUGCUCACCGCCGCCGCCACCACCUGCAGGAGACACCCUCCAGUCACAGCCCUCCAGCUGCAGCGGGGGGAAUGUCCCAGCAUCGAAUCCGGCCUCAGACUUAGUGUGGGCUGUCCAGUGCUGGACCAGCUGCUGCGGGGGGGUCUGCCUGCGGGGGUCAUCACAGAGCUGUCAGGAGAAAGUGGCGCAGGGAAGACUCAGCUGGCCCUGCAGCUCUGUCUGUCUGUACAGUAUCCGAAAGAGCACGGAGGACUGAACUCAGGAGCGCUUUAUAUCUGCACCGAGGACUCAUUUCCUAUCAAGCGCCUGCAGCAGCUGAUCAGAGAACAGCCCAGUCUGCGCUCCGACGUCCCUCCGUCUCUGAUCAGCAGCCUCCAUUUCAGCAACAACAUUUACAUUGAACACACUGCCGACCUUGACUCCCUCCAGGUGUGUCUGUCCCGCCGUGCCCCUCUCCUGCUGGCUCAGGGUCUGGUCCGGCUCCUGGUGGUGGACUCGGUGGCGGCUCUGUUCAGGUCUGAGUUCCAGGCUGAUGAUUGGCUGGAGAGGAACAGACAGCUGCUGACAUUCUCCUCUGCACUGCACCACCUAAGCCAGGAGUUCACCACACCUGUCCUCUGCAUCAACCAGGUCACAGAUGUUUUCAACCAAUCAGACAACAGUUUGGGUCCUUCAUCCUCCAGCGUGUCCCCUGCUCUGGGUUUGGCCUGGGCCAAUCAGGUGAUGGUUCGGUUGAUAUUGCGACGUCUCCGGGAGGCGGUAACCCGUGGCGACCAGAGCAGCAUCCUUCGCAGGUUAGAAGUGGCGUUUGCUCCUCACCUGCCCCGAGACGGACGAGAUGCUGCUGUCUGGAGGGAGGGCAUGAGAGGAGUCCUGAACUCUGACUGACUGUAAAUACAGAAACAAACUUUAUUUAAAUAUUGUCUGCACAACAGCCUAUUCAAAUGAUUAUAUUAUUUACACUAUGUGGGCAAUUGUAUAUGGUCAUUCUAAUAUGCUUUCUUGUUCACAAAGCUAAGCUCAGGUUUAAUGCGGAAGUUUUAUUUUGGUGGUUAUGAAUUAGAUCAUUUUGUUUUAUGCACUUUUCACAAAAUGAAGAGUGUCCAGAAAUAUGUGAACAUCGGUAAUCUUUACUGCAGCUGAUGGGAUGUUUAUGCUCUGAAUGCAUUAUUAUUACUGGUUGUCAACUUCUCAUAUAGUUAAACAGCAGCUCAAGUCAUAGGUUUACUCACUGGAUUUUUGUAGAGCUGUCAACCAGACCUCACUGACGUCAUCAGCAGUGAGAGCUAUAAUUAUUAGCAAGUUCUUUUGAUUUGUCACGGCUGAAAAAACAUAUUUUUUUACAUUUUUAAAUGUAAAGGCAGUUAUAUUCUUUUGUACUGCCUGUCCCUCCUCCACAUCUUCAUAUAAAACAACAUGACAAAAACUCCAUCAUGUUUUUGACAGUGCGCCUGCGCGGCUCCACUUCUGUAAAGAUGGACAACAUCAACCGGCAUCAAAUGUUUUUGUUUCAAUCAAAAUAAAAGCGUAGAAAGAGCGAACAAUUUGUCACAAUUCUGAUCUGCUGAUUUAACUAUUUAUUUAACAUAGAAAUACCUGGUCAGUGAGAUGUGAGAAUUUUUAAAAUGACAUGUUUACAGAUGUUUCAUCCCUUGCAGUCUAAAUAUGAAACAUCUGAAAUGGAAGCUGUUGUCUUCAUAUUUCUUUCUCCUGUGUUUGAGUAUUUGUCAAUCUUCUCAAUGUGUUAUUGUAGUUUAAGAAGGACUGGUGUAAAAAAGAAGACUGAAACGUGAACAGAGAACGCAGAAAGUAGGUUACCCUAUUAUAACUGAUACAUAUGUCUGAUAAAAUUUUAAUAAAUCAGUACCGGAUUAAA
Acanthochromis polyacanthus (spiny chromis) is the source of this 2253-nucleotide messenger RNA. RefSeq names its product X-ray repair complementing defective repair in Chinese hamster cells 3 (gene xrcc3). The transcript has 7 exons. The record is from RefSeq and is a predicted model, not a curated record. Gene Ontology annotation, molecular function: ATP binding; four-way junction DNA binding; ATP-dependent DNA damage sensor activity. Lineage: Eukaryota; Metazoa; Chordata; Actinopteri; Pomacentridae. Gene Ontology annotation, cellular component: replication fork; Rad51C-XRCC3 complex. Bases 234 to 1265 code for a protein of 343 amino acids. Gene Ontology annotation, biological process: resolution of mitotic recombination intermediates; double-strand break repair via synthesis-dependent strand annealing; telomere maintenance via recombination.